Octopus bimaculoides (California two-spot octopus) is the source of this 1209-nucleotide messenger RNA. RefSeq lists its product as uncharacterized. Gene Ontology annotation, molecular function: kinetochore binding. Lineage: Eukaryota; Metazoa; Mollusca; Cephalopoda; Octopoda; Octopodidae. Gene Ontology annotation, biological process: mitotic spindle organization; kinetochore assembly; chromosome segregation. The record is from RefSeq and is a predicted model, not a curated record. Gene Ontology annotation, cellular component: kinetochore; nucleus.
AUAAUAGACUACAAAUAUUGUCAACUGGUAAAUACAUAGUCUCGUGAAUGGUAUUGUCAGUUAAGUCGUGGUGGAAUCAUGAUCAGUGUGAUUAUCAGAAAUGAAAGUUAAGAAAUGUUAUAAAAAUUUUGUACAGAAAAACUGUGACGAUAUUGGAAAUUCUCAAUAAAAGGAAUGUAACUCAACCAGGAAAUAUAGUUUUCUGCUUACAAUUAUGUCUGAAUCAUCUGCUAACAAGGUUUUUUCUGAAAAAGAUAAAGAACUGUUUAAUGAAAAUGAUUUAGAGAAGUUAUUAGUCAUCAAAUCCUCAUUACGUAAUCGACUGAAAGAUGAAAAACUCUCUGAAAAAGCAGAAGCGUCUGUAUUAGAACCAGAAGCAGAAUCUAAAAUCAGUGAAUUGAUAAAAGAAGUCACCUUACAGACUUGUAGAGAAUCACGAAGGAAGCUGAUGAUAGAAAGAUUGCAAAUUAGUCAGGUAUUGAUUGAAAAUCUCUUUGAGAAAGAUGAAUCCACUGAUCUCCAAGUUAGCAAAGAAUUAGAAUCAUUUUUGGAAACACAACGUAAACUAUCGGUAGAUAUUCUGAAAAAACAUAAGGCACUGACUAACUUUCAGUCUAAAGUCGAUCAAAUGAAAGUUGAGAACUUAAGAAACAUUGCUCAGAAUCGUGAAUUAAUGAUCUUUCUGGAACCUACAAAUCAAAAUUUAAAAGCUGUUGUUGAGAAAUACAAUUCAAAAUCACAAGAAAGCAGGUUUCUGGAAGAGUUAGCCAAACUAAAGAAAGAGAACAGGGCUUUCCAAUAUAUUCUCCAAAGCUUAAUUGCAGGAAGCAGUGUUGAUUGGGCUGAUGAUCCAGAAUUACUUUCUGUUAUGUUAAGGGCUGGUAAAGAGCUUUGACUCGAAAAAAAGACAGUAAAGUGAAUUAUUAAUUAAUGAAAAAAAAUUUGAAAUUUUUAACGAAAAGAUUUUAUUUGGUUACAUUUUGAGCCCAUUAUGGGCUAAACUGUACACCAGGAUUGUUGGAUAAUCUACUGGUAUGGUCCAAUAUUCUACAAUACCGUUGAUAUCCUAAGGGGAUUGAGAUCUUUGGUUUGUGGUAGCAGUGAUGAGGAUAUUCCUGGAGGGAUGACUGAAAACUCAUUCAACUAAAAAUUCAUAAUUCAUUCAAAGUUGUUUUUAAAAUAAAAAUGUCAUUAAAAUUCAAAUUUAAA